Molecule: messenger RNA, 1323 nt
Organism: Penicillium cinerascens
Lineage: Eukaryota; Fungi; Ascomycota; Eurotiomycetes; Eurotiales; Aspergillaceae
Product: putative monooxygenase
Exons: 7
Coding region: 1-1323 (440 amino acids)
Biological process (GO): secondary metabolite biosynthetic process
Molecular function (GO): FAD binding; monooxygenase activity
Source: RefSeq, a predicted model, not a curated record
AUGGUUCCAGUAGAAGCGCGUCUGCGCGUGGUCAUCGUCGGAGCCGGGCUCAGCGGCAUUGCCACGGCCAUCUCUGCAGCUCUCUCCGGUCACUCGGUCGAGGUCAUCGAGCAAGCAAAAGAGCUAGCAGAGGUCGGAGCAGGCCUGCAAAUCACGCCGAACGCAUCUCGUCUUCUGCAGUACUGGAAUCUUCCUGCUUCUUUAUGGGAAGCAGCUGCCGAGCCCACCAUGCUCACAGUUCACCGAUAUUCGGGCCAGGUCCUGGCCCUCGACAGCUCUUUUGACAAGAACAUCCGCACCAAGUACCAUGCACCUUUUGUGGACCUACAUCGCGUGGACUUGCAACAGGCUCUUUACGCGCGAUCGCAGGAACUGGGUGUGACUUUCCACCUUGGGGAGAGAAUUGAGCAUAUUGAUUUCGACACGACGACCGUGCGUUCCGUGACGGGAAAGAUCUUCUCCGGCGAUCUGAUCGUCGCUGCUGACGGUUUGUGGUCUCAGUGUCGGGAGGCGUUUGUGGGGAAGAAGGACGAGCCCAUUCCUACUGGAGACCUUGCCUAUCGGAUUGUGUUGAAUGCCGAUCAAAUCUCCGAUCCGGAUCUCAAAGCACUGGUUCAGAACCCUGAAGUGCAUUUCUGGAUUGGACCUGGUGCUCAUGCCGUGGGCUACUCGCUCCGAGGUGGACAGGUGUACAACAUCGUGCUGCUGGUGCCGGACAAUCUGCCUCCAGGUGUUUCGAGGCAGGCUGGCUCUGUGGACGAGAUGCGACAGCUGUUUGUCGGUUGGGAUCCAAUUCUGAACCGGUUCCUUACAUAUGUAACCAACGUGGACAAGUGGAGGCUGAUGCAUCAUGGAGAAAUGGAGAAAUGGGUGAACGACACUUCGAAUCUUGUCUUCACCGGAGACUCUUGUCACCCGAUGCUCCCAUAUCUGGCCCAGGGUGCCAACUCUUCCCUUGAAGAUGGCGCUGUCCUCGGCCUUUUGCUGGGAAACAUGACAGACAAAGCACAAUUGCCUUCCAUUCUCCGGCUGUACGAGAGUCUUCGCAAAUCCCGAGGAGAAGCAAUUGUACGAGAAACAUUCAAACAGAGACACGAUUUCCACAUGGAAGAUGGCGAGGAGCAGAGGAAGCGUGAUGAGAUUUUCGCCUCGCAACUUGGCAAGGAGAUCAAGGGUGCUUUCCCAAGCCGAUGGACAUGUCCAGAGGUCCAGCCCUGGUUGUACGGGUAUGAUGCCAUCAAGGAAGUUAAGAAGGCCGUGGCAGAGAACCCCGAUCUGUUCUCACAACAAACGACUCCGAGAUCCUUUUGCCAGAUUCUGUAG